AUGGACUCGGCGACAAACCCAAACGCUACGUCAUGGUCUAUACAAGUGUUCUCGGCUUCUGAUAAGGAUGAGGACACGCCGCUGUGGAGUCACUACCAUACUGCGACUAAUUUGCUGACGGCUAACACUCCUGGCGUGAAGAGCGUGAAUGGCGACACUGUGUUUCGGCUUGGUAGCGUUACGAAGAUAUUCACGAUAUUGACGUUUCUUAUUGAGGCCGGGGACACAUAUUGGAACACACCAGUAACCCAAUGGGUGCCGGAGUUGGAGCUGUUGGCUGGGAAGGCUCAGUAUGAUCCCAUUAUGAACGUGGACUGGGAUAGCAUUACGCUGCAGGAUCUGGCAAGCCAUAUGGCAGGAAUCGUGAGAGACUAUGCCAUCGAAGGAGAACUGACGCAAGAGAACAACCAAACUGUACUCCAAACCAAGGGCUUCCCGCCGGCACCAUUUAACGAGACUCCGAUAUGCGGCGAAGCUAUAAAAUGCCCUCGCGCAGAGUUUUUCACAGGACUAGCCAACGUCCCGCCAUCAUUCUCGCCCUCAUGGACGGCCGGGUAUUCCAACAUGGGCUACCAAAUCUUAGCGUACGCGCUCCAAGCCAUCACGAAGAAGCAGUUUGCGCCGAUGCUACAAAGCGACAUUAUCGAUAAGCUCGGGCUUCAGAACACAUUCUACGAGAAGCCCGACGAUUCACUCGGCGUCAUCCCCGAAGGAAAAGAAGACGGUUGGUCGUACAGCCUCGGCGAAGCGAGCCCAACCGGAAACAUGUACUCCUCAACAAGCGACCUCUCGCGCCUCGGCCGCGCCAUCUUCCGGCACACGCUCCUCGCGCCCGCGCAAACCCGACGCUGGCUCAAGCCCACAGCGCUCACAUCCGACAUCCACGAAGGCAUAAGUUCGCCCUGGGGAAUCCGGCGCAUCCCGCUAACCGACGGCAGCCGCGUCGUAGACGCGUACAGCAAAGCCGGGAGCAUCAACGUGUACAUGUCUUUACUCGUGCUGCUCCCCGACUACGACGUCGGCAUCGCGGUCCUGCUCGCAGGCGGAUGGCCCGGAAACGCGAACUGGGAUAUCGCGGACACCAUCGGAAAAGCACUGCUCUCAGCCCUCGAAGACGCGGCGCGCGAGGAGGCGGAGACGAAUUACGCGGGGACGUACACGGCGGCGGACGCGGGGAUGAACAGCACACUGGUGCUGAGCACGGACGCGACGCGGCCGGGGCUGGGCGUCGAGCGGUGGGUUAGUAAUGGCACGGACAUGGUGCCCGUCGCGGUGCGGUAUACCCUGAACUACAACGUCACCGGGCCGUCGAUUCGGCUGUAUCCUGCCGGUUUAGAGUCUAAACCCGCAGCGGGGAAUGGUUCGAGGAAGAUUGCGUUUAAGGCGGUGGUGGAGAAUUUGGAUCUGCCGGAUCGUGGACAGGCUAUGUUUUCGACGAAUUGUGGGACGUGGGUUAGUCAGACGGCGGCGGUUUAUGCGGAUAUGCCGUUGGAUCAGUUUGUUUUCACGCUUGGGGGGGACGGCAGGGCGGUGGGGGUUACGCCUUUGGCGCUGCGGACGGAGAUGGUGAGGGGGGGUUAG
Annulohypoxylon maeteangense is the source of this 1581-nucleotide messenger RNA. Its product is annotated as beta-lactamase/transpeptidase-like protein. The transcript has 4 exons. Bases 1 to 1581 code for a protein of 526 amino acids. The record is from RefSeq and is a predicted model, not a curated record. NCBI's taxonomy places the organism in Eukaryota, Fungi, Ascomycota, Sordariomycetes, Xylariales, Hypoxylaceae.